AUGGAUGGUGAUGUCGACUUGGAUCACGUAGCUCAAAUGACUGAAGGCUUCAGUGGAGCUGACCUUCAAGCGCUUCUCUCAGCACAACUAAAAAGAUGCCCUCGACCGAAGCAAGUGAAGGAUGUUGCGCACCAAGAUGAGGUCGUUCGAGUUCUUACCAACACUUUGGAAACCACUAAUUGUCCGCACAUGCUAUUCUAUGGUCCUCCUGGUACGGGGAAAACGACCACAGAUCUCGCCAUUGCUCACCAGCUUUAUGGGCCCGAGUUAUACAGGUCUAGAGUACUGGAGCUGAAUGCUAGUGAUGAUUGUGGGAUAAACGUUGUUCGUACGAAAAUUAAGAAUUUUGCUGCUGUUGCUGUUGGCUCUGAACGUCAAGGUGGUUAUCCUUGCCCACCUUACAAGAUCAUAAUUCUUGAUGAGGCUGACUCGAUGACUGAAGAUGCCCAGGCAAGUGUGCUGGUUCUGCGUGUAUUAAUGCCUUGCGACGCACUAUGGAGGCAUACUCUAAAGUUACAAGAUUCUUCUUCAUUUGUAACUACAUUAGCAGAUAGAGAUUUGGGUGCUGCUCGCUUAUUCGGAUCCUCAAUUUCAUCUAAGGACUUAAUCAGCGUGUCUGGUGUCAUCCCCGAUGGUAUUAUGCAGGCUCUCUUUACAGCUUGCAAAAGUGGUGAUUUCGACAUAGCUGAUAAAGAAGUAAAAAAUGUGAUUGCUGAAGGUUAUCCAGCUUCUCAGAUGCUCAAUCAUUUGUUUGAUGUAGUUGUCGAAUCAGACGAUAUACCAGAUGACCAGAAAGCAAGAAUGUGCAAGAAAUUUGGAGAGGCAGAUAAGUGUCUUGUAGACGGAGCAGACGAGUAUUUGCAACUGUUGGAUGUGGCCAGCAAUAUCAUGCGUGCGUUAAAUAACAGGAGAAUUCCCUUUCGGAAGCUAGGCGCCUGCUCCUCCGUUGAGACGUCAACUUUUUGCCCAACUACAUACACCACAAUGUUUCACCCGUUGUCAAACUACGUCGUUUAGGACCACUGAUUGUUUAAGCAAUGUAGGCAUUCAGUUUAAUUCUCACUGGAAUUUUUUCUCAGAGUGAAAAAUGAAUUCUAUGUAAGCAAAAUUUGUGGUUAAUGUGCAAAGCGGGAACCUUGUCAA
This is a messenger RNA of Salvia splendens (bonfire salvia), 1143 nucleotides long. Its product is annotated as replication factor C subunit 2-like. Bases 1 to 1017 code for a protein of 338 amino acids. The transcript is spliced from 10 exons. Gene Ontology annotation, molecular function: DNA binding; DNA clamp loader activity; ATP hydrolysis activity. Gene Ontology annotation, biological process: DNA-templated DNA replication; DNA repair. NCBI's taxonomy places the organism in Eukaryota, Viridiplantae, Streptophyta, Magnoliopsida, Lamiales, Lamiaceae. The record is from RefSeq and is a predicted model, not a curated record. Gene Ontology annotation, cellular component: nucleus; DNA replication factor C complex.